Messenger RNA from Diuraphis noxia (Russian wheat aphid), 2100 nucleotides. RefSeq lists its product as uncharacterized. Gene Ontology annotation, molecular function: zinc ion binding; nucleic acid binding. Gene Ontology annotation, biological process: DNA integration. The record is from RefSeq and is a predicted model, not a curated record. Lineage: Eukaryota; Metazoa; Arthropoda; Insecta; Hemiptera; Aphididae.
AUGCAACGCACAUGGCAGUCCGAGUGUACGUGGGACCAGCGUUUGCCUACCGAUAUCCGCGCAGAUUGGUCGCAGUUCGUCGACGAACUACCCGCGUUAGCCAACGUGCGUGUUCCGCGCUAUUUAAAUACAACCGCCGGAGCUCAGUGUUCGUUGUAUGGAUUCUGCGACGCGUCGCAACGCGGCUAUGCCGCGGUAGUGUUUUUGCGCACCCAUGAUGCCCCACGCGCAUCGUCGGUCAUGUUGGUCGGUUCCAAGACCAAAUUGGCGCCGCUUAAACCGUUAUCGAUUCCGAGGCUCGAGCUGAAUGCCGCCGUAUUAUUAUCGCGCUGGAUGAGCCGAAUAUUUUUAUUAUUAAAUACGCGCAUCGACAUCAUUGACAUGUGUGCCUGGACGGAUUCGUCGAUUGUAUUGUCAUGGUUAACAGUGCCCCACGACACGUUCAAGCAAUAUGUGUCGAACCGUGUUCACCAGGUACAAACGUUGUUACCAAGUUGUCAAUGGCGUCACGUCAGCUCGGAGAUGAACCCAGCUGAUUGUGCGUCCCGUGGGUUGAUGCCGUCUGAGUUGCCGCACCACAAGUUAUAUUGGCAAGGGCCCGACUUUCUCCGAGACCCUCCACAUGAAUGGGGGAGCGACAUCGCGCGUUUGUCCGUUGCGGAAUUGCCUGAAGUAAAAUCCAUGGCCCCCGCAGUUUGUCUUGCCGCACCUACAGUCGAAUGGUUCACGCGUUUCUCGUCGUACGACGAACUUAUACGUGUGGUCGCGCGUGUGCGCCGUUUUAUCGAUAUUUGUCGCCGACGUCCCGUCGAGAGAUCGACUGCGCUUACUCGAGUGGAGCUCAACGGUGCAACUCGUGCGGUAAUCGCUGCGUCUCAACGUGUCACAUUUCCGACAUUAGUCAGCGAUUUGCAGAAAUUACGUCGCUUAGCUUCCAAGCCGUUGGCACGGCUGUGUCCGUUCGUCGACUCCGAAGGUAUAAUCCGCGUCGGUGGACGCCUACGUCAUUCAGAGUUGCCGUACGAUUGUCGACAUCCAAUUUUGUUAGCUAAAGGCUCGUACCUCGCGCUGUUAGUGUGUCGCCACUGGCACAAAGUCACUGGUCAUUCGGGACCACGUGUAAUGACUUCAUUGAUACACCGGCAAUUUUGGAUUGUGUCGCUGCGUUCCGUUAUCCAUUCCGUCGUUAGUCAAUGCACACGUUGCGUGCGCCUCCGUGCGUCUAUCCCCACGCCGGUCAUGGCGGAUUUACCAGAAGCACGGGUGUCGCAAUGUCGUCCGUUUUCCAGUGUCGGCGUUGAUUAUGCCGGGCCUAUAGCUAUGCGCGAAAAUAAACUACGAAAAUCUAGGACGUACAAGGCAUAUAUAGCAGUAUUCGUAUGUAUGAGCGUCAAAGCCGUCCACUUAGAACUCGUAUCGGAUUUGUCCACUUCGGCCUUUCUCGCCGCCUUUGACCGUUUCGUCGCUCGACGCGGCCUGCCUACGACGGUCUAUUCCGACUGUGGGACAAAUUUUGUUGGUGCCGACAGACAAUUGCGUCAGCUGAUUAAUGGCCCCGCCGCACAAUCAAUAAUCACGUCGGGGAAGUCCUAUUGCGAUUGGAAGUUUAAUCCCCCCAGUGCACCGCACUUUGGAGGGUUGUGGGAGGCCGCAGUACGCUCAGCUAAACGUCUGCUCGUUCGGAUUAUGGGUGUCCAUACGUUCACUUAUGAAGAAUUCACCACAGUAUUAUGUCGAGUUGAAGCUGUGCUGAACUCACGUCCCAUCACUCCAGUGUCGACCGACCCCCACGACCUCGACUGCCUAACGCCGGGCCAUUUUUUGAUAGGCCAGCCGCUGUUAGCGCUCCCGCCGCGUACUACUGAGUGUCCGGACCGCCCGCUCACGGACCGUUGGAAGCUGCUGGACCAUUGCCACCAACACUUCUGGCGCCGUUGGUCUACCGAGUACCUGCACACGCUGCAAGAGCGAAGCAAAUGGGCUCACGGUCAACCCAAUAUUGAAGCCGGCCAGAUGGUCACCAUCCGGGAUAACCUAGCCCCUCCCUUGGAAUGGCGACUUGGACGAAUACUCGAGGUAUUGCCGGGUAAGGAUGGCGUG